CUUAGGGGAGUGAGGAUAGGGUAGUAAGAUUUUUCGUAUAUGCCACACAAAGUGCAUGGUGAAGGUCAACAAAUGGCGGGAGAUUACCUCUCGAAAAGGCUCUAAGCUUGAAAAUUUUAAAUAUUCGGCGAGCCAUCAUGAUCAAAGGGGAGUUUGCUCUGAAAGAAGAGCUCAGAGGAUUAGAGGAGAAGAUGUCGGAAAUUAUGGACGCUGAGCACAAGAAUUUACAGUUGCUAGGUCCAGACAGCCUUCGUCACCGAACAUCACGUCACUAUCUUAAAAAAUAUCUGGAAGUUUUAAAACAAGGAGGAUGACAGUAAAGCAUCAGUGCAAAAUGUUUUGGAGAAUUUCACAUCUCUGUUGGAAAGAGUCCAAGGCAUUCCACCAGAUACUUCCUUAAUUUGCUAUGAACAAGCAGUCGCAUAUAAUUUGAGCCACUUGUUGUUACAAGGCCAGGCAAAUGUUAGCGUUGGAGGUAUUCACAAAACUGCAGCUAUACUCCACCAAAGCAUCUGUAGAGCACUUGCAGCUUUCAGAAUAGAACCUUGUCACCAAGGAGAAGAAGACUCUAGCAAUGUACAUCUAUUUGGUCCAGCAAACAUUGAGUGUACUAUAGACACUCUUCUACCAGCAUUGUUUAAAGAAUUGAUCAAUAGAUUUAUUGGGUGUGGCCCCCUUGUGCUGAGUUGCUGCCUUUUAGCAUUUCUGUGGUUAAUUGAUGAGAAAGUGAACCAAGCUGUUAAACUCCUUUGCCUGAUGCAAAGUCAGUUGAGACUUUUGAAUUCAAAGAUGAAUUUUACUGAUGAGGUACAUGCUGAUCGAUUUCCUGUAUGCCUCUUCAGUUUAGAAUAUAGCUCAUCAAUUUCUAACUGUAUAAUUACUUCCUCUACCAACUCAACCAACUCAACCAAAGACUUGACAGAUAUACAGAGAUUGUUGUCAGUGGUGACUAGUUUGUUGGCAUUUGCCCUCUUUGCAAAUAAGGAAUACAAAAAGGCGCUGGAAACACUAAUGUGCAAGAAAAAUACUGAUGAUGUUGGUUUUCAUGAUCUCUAUCUCAAAGGAUACAUUCUCUUUCAACAAAAUCAAGUGGAUGAUGCAUUGAAAUGGUUUCAGGAGUGUUUAUCCUUCUCGCAAGGACAGAACAGAGCAGUGGCUAUGAAUAUGCUGGGAUGCUGCUGUGCAAUCAAGGGGAAACAUCACACUGCGGUAGCAAAGUUCAAGGAUGCCCUGGAAGAUGAUUUCCAGCAGCUGGAGGCUCUUUUUAACAUUUCUCUUCAAUAUCAAAAGAUGGGCAAAGUUGAGGCACAAAUAAAAGCUCUGGAACUUUUAAAACAGAUCAUCAAGGCCAGAGGGAAUGAGCCACAGACUUGUGAACAUAUUGCAGUAACUCCUCGAGAUCAGAGCAUUGAAAAAAAUAAAGGCAAACUAGAUUCAGAACUAUCCGUUCCUCCAAGAUUUUCCUUGGGGAGUUCGAAGUCAAGUGCUGGCUUGUCAAAAGAAUUGGUUACUUACGUACUGGCAAAAAGAUAUUCAGAGUUAGGAAGGUUCGAGGAAGCAGCGACGAACUAUCUGGAGUUACUGGUCAAUAUUGUAGAAGUGCGCACGACGAACUUUCUCAGCGUCCGAACUCUCCCCAGUCCGACCGAGUUGUAUAUAGAAUGUGCACUUGCUCUGUCUAAAGCUGAGAGACACGAAGACGCGGUGACAAUUUGUGAUAAAGUUCUUACUUCUAUCGAGCAGGGCGAACCUACUGAACAAGGUCACAACAAUGAAUCAAGUAUAAACGAUAAAGCUCCCAGGAAAAGGGUGCGAUCCGAUGACGGGGAAGAUUUUUUGAGCACCUUUAAUAACGAAACGGUGUCUGAAGAUAUCCAGGUGCUUAUGUUGAAAGCAGAGUCAUUGGUUCAUCUUCAAAAACCACUAGAAGCCCUGCAGUCUCUCAACAGGGUACUGAUCGCACUGGAAGAUGUCCACUCAGUAGGCGACAAGGAUGACGAUGGACGACAGAGGAAAAGGAGAAAGCUUGACUGCGAAGGAGAAGAAGUUUCUUGUGAGGAGCAAAGCGAAGCUGACAAAUCGAGAAGGCCUGUUAGAAUAAAGGUCCAAGCCUACAAUCAGAAGGCUUCUAUUCUAGACGGACUGGGUCAGACCCACGAUGCUUUGCAUCAGUUGCAUCUUAGUCUUGAGUGUUCACCAGAACAUCCUGAGACAGUUUAUAAGCAUACGCAGUUGCUCUUGAAGCUUGGUUCAACGAAAGAAGCAGUACACAACUGGCUUCAAUUCCGAGGCGUCCUUUUUCGCUCGCACAACGGGGACGUGGAUUCCCUUCGGAAAGAGCUGAGUUCCUCCACAAUAAAAUUCCUGGAAAGUGACGUCAGCAAUGAGCAGGUCCGAGAAAUAGACGAGUUGACGUUGAAGUGGUUGAGCGAGAAUAAAGAGCAAAAUGUCUUCUAUCCACAUGCUAGGGUUUAAGACUGUUCGAGCGAAUGUUUUCUGAGAUUUAAGAAACAUCCAGCGAAGUUGUUAACAUAGAUACCAGCUUUUAGCGUUGAAGAUUAUUCCUAGUUCCAUCGGUAACAGUCCGGGUUACAGUAAGUUUUUUAAGCAAUGAUAAACUUUACGACUGUUCUACAUGUCCUUAUUUGGGAAUGAAAAGGAAGGAGAGACAUUGUUUUCGUUCACCAUGAAGAGAAGUUAGGAUACUAAGUAUUCGUUAUCGUUUCUGCUGAAAUGACUCAAAUUUUAAUAAUGCAAAGACCAUACAACACCCAAUAGCAAAUAAGUAAAGGUAUUAUAACUUAACUUGUGUUCUGCAGCGGGUUUUAACGCAGAUCAUGAUAUAAUAAACAUUGUUAAAAUUUAUCCGUGUAGGAAUUUGAUAACUUGCCAGAUUGUGGGCAUCGUGAACAGCCAAUUAGAAUUCCUGAAAGGUCGCCCCUUUCUUGGAAUCCUGAAUUCCGAGAAGGUAAUCAAGUUUCUUAGAAACGUGACUGACGUCAAUGUCUGAUGUACCGCGAUAACCAAUCAGCUUACAGAUUAAUCGCUUCACGGUUAAGUCAUUCUGUCAUGCAACUUUUGUUUUCAGCUUGAAAAUAUAAGUUUUCUUAGAAUUC
Molecule: messenger RNA, 3116 nt
Organism: Stylophora pistillata
Lineage: Eukaryota; Metazoa; Cnidaria; Anthozoa; Scleractinia; Pocilloporidae
Biological process (GO): interstrand cross-link repair
Cellular component (GO): Fanconi anaemia nuclear complex
Molecular function (GO): protein binding
Source: RefSeq, a predicted model, not a curated record